Messenger RNA from Tribolium castaneum (red flour beetle), 1230 nucleotides. Its product is annotated as transcription initiation factor TFIID subunit 6-like. Gene Ontology annotation, biological process: transcription initiation at RNA polymerase II promoter; RNA polymerase II preinitiation complex assembly. Gene Ontology annotation, molecular function: RNA polymerase II general transcription initiation factor activity; transcription coactivator activity. The record is from RefSeq and is a predicted model, not a curated record. The transcript has 3 exons. Lineage: Eukaryota; Metazoa; Arthropoda; Insecta; Coleoptera; Tenebrionidae. The coding region runs from base 170 to 1120 and encodes 316 amino acids. Gene Ontology annotation, cellular component: SLIK (SAGA-like) complex; transcription factor TFIID complex; SAGA complex.
UUCAAUUUCAUUGCAAAAACCGCUAAAAAGGAUUUGUACCAAUCACGCAACACGUCUCCACCCUGUACUUGUCAAUCAGCACCACCUUGUGCGCCAAAUCGGCCAACUCAGUCUUCAUUUCUUGCACGUACAAAAGAUUCGAUCAAUCGCGUGGAAUAGUUCUGCAACAAUGUCGGAAUAUUUAAAAGACCUGGAACUGUACCAGGAACAAAAAAACCCGCCUGCUGUACCCCAACCCCCGGCCAAGAAAUUCCAGCCAAAACCUGACCCAAUUUUACUCAAACUGCACCCUGACCCCCACCCCCUAUCCGCCGAAGAGCAGGUUUUUUUCGUUAAAUUGACAGAGGGGGCUUUCGGGUUCAACGAGCACGUCCGCAACGAAACCUUGCAAACUUUAGCGCGCGACUUCCACGUCAAAUUUCUAGCCCCUUAUCUUAGCCAGUUUAUAAAUGAUGCGAUUUGUGUGAAUAUCGCCUUCCCCGACUUGUCUCUUUUGAUUUAUUCGGUGCGAGUGGUCAAAAGCCUGAUGGCCAACCCCCACGUUAACAUUAAGGAGCACCUCCAUUUGCUGCUCCCGGCCGUCAUUUCCUGUGUCGUUUCGCGGAAAAUUAGCAAAUACAGCUAUGACAACCACUGGACUUUGAGGGACUUUUCGGCGCAAGUUGUGGCAACUAUUUGUUGCACGCACAGUAACAGCAUCAACCAGAUGAAAACGCGCGUGAUUAAGGUUUACUUGCGGGCGGUGCAAGACCCCCGGAAGCCCCUCACUACGGUGUAUGGGGGCCUCAAAGGCCUGAGUUGUUUCGGGGAGGAGACAGUCAGGACUUGCCUUGUGCCCCUUAUCCCGGUUUUGAGCCGUCGCGUUUGCAUGGUUUUGGAAAAAACGGUUUACUUGGGGGACCCCAGUCACGAGACGAAGCAAAUCAAGCGAAUCACUGACUUGGUUCUGGCGGUUGUGGGGCCCGUUUUGCUCCAAUGCAAAAACGUGAAUGACGGGGGAGUGUCUUACGUUAAGGAGUUUGGCUAUUUGGGGUACACGUUGUACAACCAUGUCAAGCAUUUGGAGAAAAUCGAAGCCGAGCGAAAGAACCAUUUCAAUGUUUACCUCCUUUGUCGAUAAUUGUUAUUAUUACCUCGCCGGUUGUGGUGGCCGAUUGCGAUCUGGGCCAUUAGAUAGGUGCUGUUUUUGAGCCCUUGUGAGUACAGUUCGAAAUAAAUUUGUAAAGCUUC